This is a messenger RNA of Acanthocheilonema viteae, 279 nucleotides long. The record is from the annotation of a GenBank genome assembly. Lineage: Eukaryota; Metazoa; Nematoda; Chromadorea; Rhabditida; Onchocercidae.
AUGAACUGUCAAGCAUCACGGAGUGAUACGAUGCCGACAAAAGUUGAUGAUUAUAUAUGUAUGAAAUCAUUGCAUCCAAAAUAUUUCGAUACACCACGUGGUGAUAGUGGUAGUGGUAUGCAACAAAUUAACGAUAAUGGAAUAGCAACGGUAGUUGGUAUUACAUCAUAUGGCCUAAAAGGAUGUCCACCAAAUGAACUUGCUCGAUUCACACGAGUUGAUUGUUAUCUUAAUGAAAUAUGUGAAAUAACAGGUGUUUGUUAUACUAUACAAAAUUGA